Molecule: messenger RNA, 7568 nt
Organism: Lucilia sericata (common green bottle fly)
Lineage: Eukaryota; Metazoa; Arthropoda; Insecta; Diptera; Calliphoridae
Gene: RhoGAP19D
Product: rho GTPase-activating protein 21
Exons: 14
Coding region: 881-6871 (1996 amino acids)
Biological process (GO): regulation of GTPase activity; signal transduction
Cellular component (GO): cytoplasm
Molecular function (GO): protein binding
Source: RefSeq, a predicted model, not a curated record
UCAUUUUUUUAUUUAACAGUUUAUAUAUAAUUGUCAGCAGAAAUAAAAUAAAACAAAAACAACAACAGCAGCAGCAAAAAACAACAUUUGAUCUGCAAAAUAAAAGUGAAAUAAAAAAAUGUCUAAAAUAAAAAUAAACCUUUUAUUAUAAGAAAACACAAGAUGGCUGAUUAACCCCAUGAUCGUAACCUUCAUAAAGUUAAUAAUAAUGACGAUGGAUAUUAUGACUAUGACGACUACGGAGACCUAAUGCAUGUUGUUUGUUCUUCAAUAACGAUCAUUUACUCGCUCGCUCUCUUCUUACACUUGUUACAAAAAGUCAACAACAAAUAGCCAGCAACAAAAGCCAGCCAACAAACAGUAAACGAAUGACGAGCAAACAGCUCAAGCUACUAAAUAGAUUGAUCUUUUGAUGAACACACUGCUCAAACUCUGAUCUUGUGCAAUUUGAUACCAAUUGUGAAUGCCACUUACUUGGAAAUUAUUAUAACGGCUACAACGUUGAAGACGAAGACGACUACUACAAAUAGCUAUAGCUCCAAUAAAGAUGUUAAAAUCACAUCAUCGUCAUCAACAUCAUCGUGAUCAUCAGCAGCAGCAGCAACAACAGGAACAACGUCUAUGUCUAUGCUUAGUUUUCUUCUUCACUUCAUGCAAAUUAAACUGACAUCAAUACAGUAACGAACGGACAGAAACAACAGCAGCAGCAUUAAACUGAUAUUAUUAUUAUUAUUAUUAUUAUUGUUGUUGUUGUGUUUAAUUGAUGGUGCUCAGUAAAAGUUUUAAGUUUUCAAAAACAACAAGAGCACAGUAAAACGUUCAAAAAGGACCAGUUGCUUGUUUAAGUAGUAUUUUCAAAACAAAAACAAAAUUUGCCAAAAUGUUGCAGAAUACGAGUACAUCGUCAACGGCUGGUCAACAGCAAAUGCCACAACCAAAACUUGUUGUUAUACGACGUCGGCCAAAUCAAGGUUUUGGUUUUACUCUACGUCAUUUUAUUGCUUAUCCACCGGAAGAUGAUCCCUCUUGGCCACAGGAAGCAUCCGAACCGUACCAAGUGAAAGCUAUGGAAACGAUUUUCAUAAAAGAAGUACAUCCGAAUGGACCCGCUUACUAUGCCAACCUGCAGACAGGCGAUCGCGUUCUAAUGGUGAACAACACACCAAUAGCUGGUAUCGCCUACAGUAACAUUGUGUCGAUGAUCAAGCAAACGCCUUCGGAGUUGAAAUUGUUGGUGGUGCCCAAGGAGUGUGAUGUUUUGCAAAUGCAUUAUACAAGUAUUGCUCAUACCCCACAAUCAAAUGUUACCAAUGUAGGAAAUGGUAAUAGUGCCUCCUCUGCCUCUAAUAACACAAACACUAAUUUCCCUUCUUUAACAUCGUCAUCGACGUCGUCUGGUGCUCUUUUACCCCUGUCUGUGGCGAUGGUGGGUAAACCUUUUCCUGUACAACACCAGCAACAUCAAUUGAUCUCAUUUCCUGCUUCUCAGCAGGCCAGUCGUUCCGGUAGUAUUACUAGCACUAACAGUUUAAGACCUUUAACAAAUUCGGAUUAUAUGGAUAUAGCAACAGCCCAGAGUUAUCAUCAUCAGCAGCAGCAACAACAACACCAACAGCAACAACUUUCAGGCAAUAUACUUACACAUAGUGAUAGUGGCAGUUAUUUGCGUUCUCCACCAGCAAAUCUAACAGUAUUAACCCGCCAACAACAAUUGCAACAGCAACAAAACGCUGCCGCAUUUUAUGCUUCAAAUGCCGCUGUUGACACCAGCGAUUUAAUGAUACGCUUACGUGAAUCCAUUAAACAAAAAGAAGAAUUCCUUAAAUCACCAUUACCAAAUGUUCAUCAACAGCACAGUAACUCGCAACAUCAACAACACCAACAGCAGCAACAACAACACUUUUUUCCCAAUACCCCACCAUCGGGCAGUCCACAAUUGUCUAUGAUUUCAACGUCAUCGACAUCAGUGGGUUCAUCAGGUUUAGGUGGUGCUAUCAUUCGUAAUAAUGAAGCUACCGCUCGAGGACAAGUGCGCACAUUAGUUAAACAACCCUUGUCUGCAACAUCAUCAUCGUCUAGUACAAGAGAAUUAUUGACAGCAAGCUGUGAUAUGCAUUACGCACCGAAUUUAGGUUCUAGUACAAGUGGAGUUGGAUCAGGAUUAGUAGGAGUAGGUGGUGGAGCUAGUGGUAUGACAACGUAUGGAACCUCUGGUACACCAUCGGUGUUGUCGCGUGGUGGUCAUCUACAACAGCAAAGAUCUUCAGCCACUUCUUCAGCAACAAAUGGUAGUAGUUCAGUAGUUUCAACAUUACGUGAUAAAUAUCACCAUAAGGAUUAUGAAUUCUUAGAAACCUUACAGGAAACUGGUGUUACUAAUAAAGUAUUUGAAAGUAAAUUGAAUUCUCAUUUAUCCCGAGGUUUUGAUCCUUUUAAAACUUUAUCCAUCAAUACAAAUACUAUUGAAUCUACGUCGGCUCCGGGCAAUGUUAUAAUGAUGAAAAAACCGGGUGUUUUAUAUGAUUCACUGCAGCAUCAUCCGUUGGCACAAAUGCAGGUGCAACAACAGCAGCCGCAGCAACAACAACAACACCAUAUGCCACAGCAACAUCAUCAAGUAUAUCAACAAACAACGGCGCCAAAGAUGACAAUAAUACCCAUUGCAGUUGAUGCAGCAUUAAAAUCAUCAUCAUCAACAACACCAGCAAGCACAACAAUACCAACAACAACAACAACAACAAAUCAAGCCUCGACGUCUACCGUCGAUGGACAUCGGUAUAGUCGUAUGGAAAUUCAUAAAGCUAGUUUGGCUACUGCAACAAUCGAUCAUCAGACUAACAGCAAGUUUGCUAGUAAAUUGACGGAUGUUAAUGAAAAACCAAUAUUGGCCGAUAUAGCCGAAAGCGGUACAAGUAGCACAACUUCAACUAGAGCAUCCACAAUGACAGACUUAACGGAAAUAAACAAAUCUUCAGCAACUCCGGUUACGCGACGCUUUAGGCCAAUGUCUUCAUUUGAUGAGCCGAAACAUAUGCGUCGAAUAUCAUAUUUACGUGCAACAAAUGAUGAUUAUCACUGUGAAACCUCGUUAUCAUCGUCAUCGGUAACGAACACAUCAACCGGCAGUGUAAACGAUAGCCUAUCGACAAAAUCUGCCACGGUAUUAUCGCAACAAAUUGAAGAACAUCCGGAUCCGAUUUAUGAUGUUGUUAGUGGCGGUGGUGGAGGUGAUAGUGGAGCUGCAGACAGUACAAGUGAAUCGUUAGAUGCGUUGGAAGAUUUAAAAUUAGAAACAUCUUCGCGUAGCAGUCGCAGAACUUCAGUUAAUAGUGAUAUAAGGCACAGUGUUCACAUUGAUAGUAUACCCAGUAUUGAUAUAACAAGUAAGUUUGAAACAAAAGAUGUUGCAACCGAAAUGGAAAUUUUUGAAACAGAAAUGGAAAUAAAAUCAACAUGUAUUAAUGGCAAACGACUUUCUGAAUAUCGUUCUUGGCGUCAAGUAAAAAUCGAGAUAAAAGGUGAUAUAUUAAAAAUAUAUCCCAGCCGCAAUACAAAAUCCGAUAAUAAUAUAAUAGAACUCGACAUUAGAAAUUAUAAAAUAUUCGAUGAAACUGAUAAAAAGAAAUAUGUAUUUCGUAUGCAAUCGAAACCCUCACCGAUCGCCACUUUGGGCAAUGAACUGAAUUUAGAUGAUACGAAUGAUAAGUUAACAUCAUCGUCGGGUAGUUCGACAAAUGUACCUCAACAGUCAUUACAACAUACCGAUACACAGUAUCAACCACAUACCGAGAUUUUUUUCAAAACUAAAAGCAGUACAGAAAUGAGAAGAAUAUUUGGUUUAUUACAAUGGAAAAAUAGUUUAUUAAGUUACGAUAACAAUGAUCUUCAAGGUAAACAGCUAGCAGAACCACAAAAAACCGCCGCAACUGCUAGCAUGUCUACAUCAACAUACUGUGAUGAUAAUGUACAACAACAAUCAGCGCAACAUUUACAAGCAGAACACUCACCGUUAAGUUCGACAUCGCGUAGUGAAAUAGAAGCUUCAGAUUCUGUAUCACCAGUAAUGAAAACUCGCAAAUCAUCAUCCCACAAAAAUAUACCCGACAAAGAUUUAGGUUCACCUAAGGCCAAAAACUGGAAGGAUUUAUUAUUUCGUCGAGGCGGUGGUAGUAGUAGUAGUGGUGGCCAUAACGCUGACCUUUCACCCUCAAAUCUUUCUUCAUCCUCAAAGACUAUUGGUUCUAUAGGUGUGCCACUUAAAACAUGUCCCAUGUCCAAAAACAACGAAUAUGUACCAACUUUAGUUGAAGUAUGUACAAAUAUCGUUGAGACUAAAGGCUUGGGAGUGGUUGGUAUAUAUCGUAUACCCGGCAAUAAAGCUGCAAUAUCCGAAUUAUCCGAUCAAGUUAAUAAAACUGAUUUUUCUUGGGACCGUUGCAAUACCGACGUAAGAUGGGAGGAUGUCAAUGUCGUUUCGAGUCUUUUGAAACUAUUUAUAAGAAGUUUACCCGAUGCACUGCUACCAAGUUCCUUUUAUAAUCAUUUUAUAGAGGCCGACAAAAAGGCGGGCAUGGAACGUUUACGGGAAAUAAAACAAUUGUUAGAAAACUUACCCCGCUAUUCAUACGAGACAAUGAAACAUCUGUUUCGUCACUUGAAUAGAGUCAGUAAAAAUUGCGACGUCAAUUUAAUGGAAACAAAAAAUUUGGCAAUAAUAUUUGGUCCCUCUAUAAUACGCACACCCAAUGAUACAUUAGAUAUAGCCGUAAAGGAUAUGAAACAUCAAUGCAGGAUUGUGGAGUUGCUAUUGACACAUUACGAUUACUUUUUUGAAAAUGGCAAAACUCCGGACAUUGAAGAUGUUUGUGGCAAUAAUUUGGCAGCAUCAACAUCAUCGGCUACCGGUGUAACGGCUGCUCAACAACAGCAAGAGGAUCAAACGAACAUGUUGUUACACAACAUUUCAAAAAUCGAACGUUUUAGUGAACGUGAAUCUAACUCGAGUCACACGACCUCACGCACAUCUCGCUUUAUGCCUCAAUUAGGGAAAAAGCCCCGUAAGCCUGGUGAUAGUAGGGUAAGCGAAAUUAAAUCUAAAUCUUUUCACACAUCCACAUCCAAUUCUAUCACCACCAAUACCAACAUUAUUACCAACACAAAACAUUCUAUUACUACACCUAUACUUCUCACCAAGAACACUCUAAAAAAUAUAUGCAAAUCAACACCCAAUAUUUCCACUCUAAAUACACGUUCAAUUUCAAAUCAUAAUCGUAAUGCUUCUAAAGCUUCUUGUGAAUCAGCGGUAGCAUAUCGUCAAAGACGCAAAGCUGUUCCAACCAUUUAUGAUUUUGGUGUAACUUUACGUUUACAUUUUCAGUCGACCAGUGCCACCACGACAGCGACUUCCUCCUCGAGUAGCAGUAGUACGACGACGACGGCUACAUCAACAAAAAAUAAAUCGAAGAAAAGUGAAAGUCGUAGUAUUUUGGGUCAUCGUCAUGGCCGUAAGACUAGUUUAGAUGAAAAGGAUUCGGGCAGUUGCAGUGGCAGCAGUAUUGCCAAGGAGACACAACGCAAUAGUGUUGACAUCUCGAUCACAUUAACCGAUGAUGAAAGCAGCAAUAGCCGUCUAAGUGAUACUGGUUCAAUGUCACUGGGUGCUGUUACUGAUGCUUUAGAAGAUAAACUGAAAAUAGUUAAAUGUGGCUUUAAUUCAAACGAAGAAAAUGGUUCCCCAGAUUUUCCCAUAACGCCACGACGCUACACCAUUGGUGAACCACUACUUUUGCAUUCUGAAAACAUUCCUUAUGCCGAUGAGUCACCCGAAAGGCAUUUUCACAAUUUCUAUCCUCUCGACAAUGUAACGGGAAACAAUUUAAUGAUAAGUCGGUCGUGUGCUUCAACCAAUACGCUGAUGAAUGCUAAAAUGAAUAAUGAAAAACCCACUUCCCUUACAACGGGUUCAACUCUAACAACCACCUAUAAAACAACACACAAAUUGCAACACUCGGCUACGGCACCUAUAAACUCUUCGUUGGGCAGUGUGGGUGGUGGCUUAACGUCUCCUCCUACUGCGGCCUCUACGCCAACUACUAGUGCCCUUAAGGGAAAUUUAACAGCCUCUACAGCACGCAAUCUAUAUGCAACUAGCAAAAACUUACGCUUUUCUUCAUCCGUUCAAGAACAAAGAUGUUCUGAAGACGAUUCUGAGGGCUCCACAACCAGUGAUCCCAAAGAAGCUUUAGUAAUGGCCUCGCCCUCCUUUCUGCUAGAUAAAUACAAUAAAAAACGUAGAGAUCAUCGACUCUUUCGUUCGGCCUCAUUCAAUUGUCGUAAUUAUUCUUCGCGUUAUGGUGGCAGCGGCGCUGCAGCAGGUGGUGGCAUGGGUUCUAAUAUACCAACCACUGGCCUAACUAAAGAUGAAAAGACUGAUAUGAAUCUAACUAAAAAACGGCAAAUACAAAACAAACAAAAUCGUUCGAUUAAACGAAGGCAUACAGUAGGAGGUCCACAUGAUUAUAGUGGUGGAGGCGGUGGCGCAGGUUCAAAUAAUUGCAAUCAUCAUUGUAAAAAUAUUAGCAAUAAUGGAUCUAACAACUCAACCGCCUCGAAUUCAACAACGGUAGUAAGACGUAUACCCUUAUCUAGCGCCAAUGGUAAUAUACCCAAUAACAACAAUAAUAAUAACAAUAACAUGCAACACGAUGAAGGUGGUAGCAGCAGCAGUACUAGUAAUGGCAACAAUUCAAGCAGUAGUAAUAGUAGUAGCAGCACUAAUAAUGCGGCCACUGUUAAUGUUGCCAAUUCGGCGGGAGAACACGUACUUGAAGUGGGCAUACGCAUUAAGAAUAUUAAUCGUGGUCGCUUUUAAGUCGAACAACAACAAUAACAUAUGAAAAAAACUAAAAUACUAUAAGGAAUAAAAUUCCUGGGUGUUAAAACAGAUAUGGAAAUUUUGUGUUAAAGCAAAACCGAGUAUGUGACAUAUUUGGUCAAAACAAACGAGAAACAAGAAAAGCAAAAAUAUUUAUAAAGAAAAAAUUAAAUUAAACAAAAAAAAAACAAAACCCACCCUCCCAGCUUCUUACAUUAAAAAAAAUAUUAGUUAUUAUUGAGUACAAUCAUCAUCAUCAUCAUGAUAUCAUAAGUGUUGUUAGAAAUAAUGCAAUAAUAUCAGAGUUCAAAAGAAUUUAAAGUUUUCAUUUUAAAAAUUUUAACACAGAAGUGAAAUUUAAAAAUUCCCCAAAUAAAAUAUUUAAAUCAACUAUUAACAAAAAUGGAAAUUACCACCAUUAGUACUUAAAAAAGUCAUAUUCAUUGUGUGUGUUCCCUUGCGUUUCAAAUUGGUAUAAAACGAAACUGUAAAUGUGCAACAAAAUUCCUUAAGAACUCUGAUCUAUAGCCAAUCAUCCACACGAUAAUCAUUAUUCAUCAUCUUUUGUAUGCUGUUUAAAUAACAAGUGUACAAAAAAACAACUAAAGCUAAAGCAAAAAUAUUAUAUGGAGAAGAAGAAAUAUGUUACUUCUGAUUAACCAACAAAACACCAAUUAGUAUGUAAGUAAAAAAA